UAUGCUGUAUGAAAUCAUUUCAAUUUCAAAGCAAAGAGAAUUGUCAUAAAUCAGUUGCUGAUAUUUUUUUAGUUGUCAAAAUUUUUAACAAUGGUUGAAUUAAUUUCAGUGCCUUUAAAAAAACCAACAGAAGUGGACAUAGUAAAGCCAUUACAAAAUUUGAUACAAUCGACAUACAGCACAGCAGAUAAACCACAAGAUUAUACUGAAUCAAUUAACGAAUUACAGAAACUUAGAAAUACAGCUAUCUGGCGUGCUUUUGAUCGAUAUGAAAGUUCGUUGGACGUUAUCUACAACUAUUAUGACGAAAUAUCAGCAUUGGAAGGGAAAAUACCAGCACAUGAGGUUCAAAUACCUUUUAAAUGGAAAGAUGCUUUUAAUAAGGCAACAUUAUUCGGCGGCCGGCAGUCAUUAACAAUUUCUUCGUUAUCUUAUGAACGUGUUUGUGUCUUGUUUAAUAUUGCUGCAUUGCAAAGUGCUGUAGCUGCUAAUCAAAUUUUGGAUAGCGAUGAAGGACUUAAAUUAGCAGCUAAGCUAUUUCAGCAAGCAGCAGGAAUAUUUUACCAUUUAAAAAAUACUGUUAUGAGUGCAGUUCAACAAGAUCCCACACCCGAUUUAAAUCCUGAAACGUUACAAGCAUUAUCUUCAUUAAUGUUAGCUCAAGCUCAAGAAAUUUUCGUAGUAAAAUCUAUUCAUGAUAAUAUGAAAGAUGGUAUUAUUGCAAAAUUAUGCUGUCAAUGUGAAGAUAUGUAUGUUGAGGUGCUUAAAAUUUUCCAAAAAGAAAAUUUAAAAGUUUUAUGGGAUAGGGAAUGGCUUUCUUUGAUUGCUGGAAAACAAGGAGCCUAUCAUGCUUUAACAGAAUUUUAUCAAAGUUUAGUUUGUAAAGCAAGUAAAAAAGUUGGAGAAGAAAUUACUCGAUUAGAGCAAGCGUCACAAUUAUUAAAAACAGCUCAAACACGAUCGGGACGAACAGGAUUCUUCGAUGAAUUUAUGUCAAAGAUUCAACGAAAUCUUACAGAAGCAAAGAAGGAUAAUGAUUUUAUAUAUCAUGAACGAAUUCCAGAUCCAAAAAGUUUGGAACCGGUUGGCAAGGCAAUGUUAGCUAAAGUAAUUUCGUUACCAGAAAAAUUAGGAACUAAUUUUAAAGAUUUAUUCGGAGAAUUGGUACCAGUUGCUAUUCAUCAAGCUUUAGCUACUUUUGAUGUUCGCAAAAAUGAAAUUGUUAACACUGAAAUUUCACGAUUAAGAGAAUCAACACAAUUGCUUAAUAGUAUUCUAGCGUCUUUAAAUUUACCAGCUGCCAUAGAAGACACAGAAGGCACAGAUUUACCACAAUCUCUUAUCGAGAAAGCAAACAAUGUAUCAAGUGAAGGUGGUAUUUCAAGUUUACAAAAUUUGAUUACAGAAUUGCCAGAGCUAUUAAAACGGAACCGAGACAUUUUAGAUGAAUGUGAACGUUUAUUAAACGAAGAGAAAGAAUCUGAUGAUAAAUUACGUAGUCAAUUCGAAAGUCGAUGGACACGAACUCCCUCAGAAAAAUUAACAGAAAUGUUUAAAUCAAAUAUUGCAAAAUAUCGUCAAAUUAUUAAUAAUGCGAUUGAAGCGGAUAAAGUAGUGAAAACAAAAUAUGAAAUGCAUUUAGCAGGUAUGCAGCUAUUGAGUAAACCUAUAUCUGAAAUUGAAUCAGCGGUUCCUCAGUCAGCCGGUGGUGGUAAUGUUAAGGAUAGUUCUGCUGUAACCACUCUACGACGGCUAAUGGAGGAAGUGGAAACAAUAAAAGCAGAACGCGAUGUGAUUGAACAUGAAUUAAAAUCAGCUACAAUUGAUAUGAAAACAAAAUUUUUACAUGCAUUAGCACAAGAUGGCGGAGUUAAUGAAACCGCUCUAUCCGUUGAAUCUUUAGGACAACUCUAUGGACCAUUACAAAAACAAGUUAAAGCCAGUUUAGCUAAACAAGAAACACUAGUAUCUGAAAUUCAAGCCGCUAAUACUCAAUUUAUACGAGAAAAUGGCGCUGGUUCCAGUAGCCGUGAUACAAAAAUGAAAGAACUUGCAGCUGCACAUGAUGCGUUUAUUGAAUUGAAAAAUAAUUUGAAAGAAGGAACAACAUUUUACAAUAACUUAACACAGUUAUUGGUAUCAUUCCAAAAUAAAAUUUCUGAUUUUGUUUUUGCUCGUAAAACUGAAAAAGAAGAAUUAUUAAAAGAUUUAACCCAUGAAUCCAGUAGACAAUCUCCUGGCUCAGCCCCAACUUUACCCACUCAUCAUACCACAGAUGGCGGUACUCAUGGAACAAAUGCUCCGAGUCAACCUGAUAACUUACCUUACCCCGUAAAUUAUCAAGGAAUGCCGAUACCUUAUGGUGCUUCGACUCAAGCUCCUUAUCCAACAUAUAUACCACCACCAAUGCCUCAAGGGUAUAAUCCUUAUGGAACUUUGCCUGGAACAAUGCCCUAUCCUGCUACAUAUAACUAUCCAGGAGGAUUUCCUCAACCGCCACCUGGUGGUGUAAAUCCAGGUUAUCCAGGAUAUUCUGGCGGUGCAGGUUCUAAUUAUCCAACACAACAACCACCACACCAACAACCUCCUAAAUGGUAAAAAAUAUUUUAGCUUCUAAAAGAUCUAACAACAAAAAAUGAA
Messenger RNA from Chrysoperla carnea, 2640 nucleotides. RefSeq names its product programmed cell death 6-interacting protein (gene ALiX). Gene Ontology annotation, cellular component: endosome. Bases 91 to 2598 code for a protein of 835 amino acids. The record is from RefSeq and is a predicted model, not a curated record. The transcript is spliced from 16 exons. NCBI's taxonomy places the organism in Eukaryota, Metazoa, Arthropoda, Insecta, Neuroptera, Chrysopidae. Gene Ontology annotation, biological process: mitotic cytokinesis. Gene Ontology annotation, molecular function: protein binding.